AUAACUAUAUUAUAGUUAGUAUUUAUUUAAUUAAAUUUUUGUAGAAAAUUAAUGAUAUAGUAAGUCUUUUAAUAAGUUUGUUGGUUUAAUUUGAUGUUACACUUUUAUUUUGCUAUAGAUUUUAAGUAUUGUAAUUUAUAAUUAUAAUAAUAUAACAUGAUACAAUAGUACAUGAAAGCAAAUAUAUAUAGGAUAUCUUUUGUGGAAUUAAGUUAAAAUUUUCAAUAAUUGAAAAAUAUUUUUGUAUUAUUCAUAAUGAUAAUUCCAAUACGCUGUUUUACAUGUGGCAAAGUAAUAGCAAAUAAAUGGGAGAGUUAUUUAGGAUUACUUCAAGCUGAAUAUACUGAAGGUGAUGCAUUAGAUGCUCUUGGAUUGAAACGAUAUUGUUGUAGACGUAUGUUACUUGGUCAUGUUGAUCUAAUUGAAAAAUUGCUUAAUUACGCUCCUCUUGAAAAGUAAUCUAAAGUUAAAUCUAUAAAAUAUGAAUGUAAAGAUAAAAUUAAUUUCUUCAUUUUCAAAUGUAAUUUUUAUAAGUAAACAAAUAAACAUAUUUUUUUUUUAA
This is a messenger RNA of Daktulosphaira vitifoliae (grape phylloxera), 562 nucleotides long. It is a transcript of the gene Rpb10, whose product is annotated as DNA-directed RNA polymerases I, II, and III subunit RPABC5. The transcript has 4 exons. Gene Ontology annotation, biological process: tRNA transcription by RNA polymerase III; transcription by RNA polymerase II; transcription by RNA polymerase I. Lineage: Eukaryota; Metazoa; Arthropoda; Insecta; Hemiptera; Phylloxeridae. Gene Ontology annotation, molecular function: zinc ion binding; DNA binding; DNA-directed RNA polymerase activity. Bases 256 to 459 code for a protein of 67 amino acids. Gene Ontology annotation, cellular component: RNA polymerase I complex; RNA polymerase III complex; RNA polymerase II, core complex. The record is from RefSeq and is a predicted model, not a curated record.